CACUCUCGCAUUAUAUAAUGGUGGCUGCUUGAAGUCCGAAUUUUAUUCUUUCGAUCGCAGCAAGAUUAUAAAAAUGUCUGUUGGUAGAUUAAUUACACGUACCUUUUCCACGUCAACUGCCGUGCAGCAGAUGGUGAAGCCUCCACUUCAAGUUUUUGGAAUAGAAGGCAGAUAUGCCACAGCUCUUUUCUCAGCUGCAACUAAACAAAAGGCUUUGGAUGCAGUGGAGAAGGAUUUAAUCAGUUUUCAGGGUCCCCUAAAGAAAGAUCCUAUACUGAUCGACUUUAUAAAAAAUCCUUCGAUAAAGCGAAAAGAUAAGGUGGAAGCUUUUAAAGCCAUUGGAAAGAAAAAUGGCAUGAAUCCAACCACUGAAAACCUGCUAGAAUUACUCGCAGAGAAUGGCAGAUUGGUGAAACUCAAUGCAAUAAUCAAUUUGUACAAGUUACUUAUGGCUGCUAACAGAGGGGAAGUAGUAUGCGAAGUAAUUACCGCAAGUCCACUUGAUGCCGAUAUGAAGACGAAAUUGGAAUCUACAUUGAAACGUUUAUUGAAGAAGGGUGAAACCGCUUUACUCACUACCAAAGUAGAUCCCUCUAUCAUUGGCGGUAUGAUAUUAUCAGUAGGUGACAAAUAUGUAGACAUGAGCAUCGCUAGUAAAAUUAAAAUGUACACUGAUCUCAUUGAAACUCCAGCGUAAUACAGCAUAGCGGUAUGAAGGAAUGAAGUAAAAUGUUGCAUACUCAUAUACAUAUAUUCGAGUAUUAUGUAAAUUAUCGAGCAGAAAUAAAGCUAUAAUCAAGUAACCUAAA
Messenger RNA from Trachymyrmex septentrionalis, 809 nucleotides. RefSeq names its product ATP synthase subunit O, mitochondrial (gene ATPsynO). Gene Ontology annotation, biological process: proton motive force-driven mitochondrial ATP synthesis. The record is from RefSeq and is a predicted model, not a curated record. The coding region runs from base 74 to 697 and encodes 207 amino acids. The transcript is spliced from 4 exons. Gene Ontology annotation, molecular function: proton-transporting ATP synthase activity, rotational mechanism. NCBI's taxonomy places the organism in Eukaryota, Metazoa, Arthropoda, Insecta, Hymenoptera, Formicidae.